Messenger RNA from Cutaneotrichosporon cavernicola, 3324 nucleotides. RefSeq lists its product as uncharacterized. Gene Ontology annotation, biological process: nucleotide-excision repair involved in interstrand cross-link repair; double-strand break repair via homologous recombination; resolution of meiotic recombination intermediates. Gene Ontology annotation, molecular function: damaged DNA binding; single-stranded DNA binding; single-stranded DNA endonuclease activity. Gene Ontology annotation, cellular component: nucleotide-excision repair factor 1 complex. The coding region runs from base 1 to 3324 and encodes 1107 amino acids. The transcript has 15 exons. NCBI's taxonomy places the organism in Eukaryota, Fungi, Basidiomycota, Tremellomycetes, Trichosporonales, Trichosporonaceae. The record is from RefSeq and is a predicted model, not a curated record.
AUGCCACGACGGCACAUCCCCUACCUCUCCUUUCACAAGAGCAUUAUCCGAGAGAUAUGCAGGCCGCAGAAAGAUGACCUCCUCAUCCUCGCAAAGGGGCUGGGCCUCCGGCGCAUCGUGACGGCACUCCUGAAGACUUAUGACCGGAAAGAGGACCUCGUCAUGGUCAUCAAUGCACACCCCGAAGACGAGGCGGGAAUGGGAGACGAGCUGAGUAUCAUGGGCGUGCGCGAGCCGGGGUUGCGUAUCCUCACUUACGAGAUGGGCGUCAAGGAGCGCGAGGAAAUGUAUCGCAAGGGCGGGUUGUUUAGCGUCACGAGCAAAAUUCUCGUCAACGACCUCCUUAAGGGCACGGUGCCGGUCGAGCUGAUUACUGGGCUGGUGGUGCUGCAUGCUGAGACGGUCAAGCAGGGCAGCCUCGAGGAGUUCGCGGUGCGGCUGUAUCGAAGGAAGAACCAGACGGGCUUCUGCAAGGCAUUCUCGGAUGAGCCAGAGCUAUUCGCUCAUGGCCUCUCACCGAUGAAGGACAUGCUCGUGAACCUCAACAUGACCAACGUCACGAUCUGGCCACGAUACAACGAGGCGGUCAAGGAAGCUCUCCAGACGCGACAGGCUGAGGUCGUCGAGAUGUACCAGCCCAUGACGGACCACAUGCGCGAGUGUCAGGACGCAAUCACCGAGUGCAUGGAGGCGAUGCUUGUGGAGCUUAAGCGCGACCACUCGCUCAACCUCGACCUCGAGGACCUGACGGUGCGCAACGCUCAGUUCAAGAACUUUGACACGAUCGUGUUCAUGCGGCUGCGGCCGGUGUGGCACAAGGUCGGGAUGAAGACCAAGAUCCACGUGCAGGCGCUGACCGAGCUGCGCGACUUGCAGACAUGGCUUCUUGAAUAUGACUCGGCGACGUUUGCCGCGUACAUCAACACACUGCAACGGCAGCACUUCCUCGCCCAGAAGAAGACGUCUGGCCCCGGGCAGUACCUGCACGACUGGUUCAACGCCAAGGCCGCAGCACAUCUCGUACAGUCCUCGCAGCUACGUGUGUCCCAGCCAAAAGUGACCAUGGUGGGGACAACACCCUCGCCCAUCCCCGAUGGCCAGUGGCGGCCGCCUGAUUCGGACGCCAUGACGGGCGGACAGGAGUCUCGCGACGAGUUUGAGUUCGAGAUGGAGGCGGUGCGCGAGCUUGAAGAACGACGUGACCUCCCCAUGGGCGGACAUGUUGCCACGGAGGAACAGGGUGACGAAGUGAUGUACGAGAUUGCAACGCAGGUCGAGACUAUUCCGCAGAACAUAGCGGGCAGUGCUGCCGCCGACGACGAUGAGGACGACCUGCGCGAAGCGGACCCCAACUAUCCGCCAGUCUUCCGGCCUAUCGUUCUGAGCUUCAACGCCGACCUCGAGUCGCGCGUCGAGUCCAGGCUUCGUAAGGGACACGAGGCGGUGCUGGAGGAACAGCCGAAGUGGACUCUGCUGGCUCGCGUUCUCAAGGAGAUUGAGGACACGAUCGCACGCGUCUCCGACUCACAUGCCGACCAACCGGGAACGAACACGGUGCUCGUGAUGUGUUCUUCUGACCGCACAUGCCUCCAACUCCGGCAGUAUCUGACCACCAUGGAGCCCACCGACCCUCCGUUCUCCUCCGGUGCGGGAAAGAAGAUGAUGCAGACGCUCUUCCUCAGCAACUGGCAGCAUGAGAAGAACGGGCAGCGUCUCGCCAAUCCUGCACGGUACACAAAUGGUGCGGGAGCAGACCAGGUGCAGACGUCAAAGGGAAUGGAGCAGCGUAUGGUCGAGGCGAGGCGGCGGGGCGCGCCCUCGUUCAAACGUCGCAGGAUGCGCGCCGGCGCGCCAGCCCGGGGACGCCGAGAGGUGGGCAUCAAGGAGUCGACGCUGAGGGAGUUGUCAGCUUUCGAGGGAGGCGAUGUGAAUAUGGAGCAGCAGCAGAUGCAGUGGGCGAUUGGAGACUUGAGACAAGCUGAUGACGAUGCCGAUGCCGAUGCCGAUGCCGAUGCCGAUGACCUGGUAGAGGUGCAGCCACCAGCUCGCCUCUCACAUCGACAUGACACACGCCAUGCACCACCUCCUUCAGCCGCAUCGGCGUUAACGAGCUUGCUGGCCCGUGCCGGUGUACUGGAAGAAGAGGACCUACAACCACGCUGGCGAGACUGGCUCAGCGACCAGGGUCUCUUGGAGGAUUGGGACGAGGAUUAUGGCCUUCUGGCCCCUGAGGACAGUAUCAUCAUCCGCCCAUACGGCGGCGAGGACGACGACAUCCUUCUGCAGGAACUUCGGCCGCGCUUCGUCGUCAUGUAUGAGCCAAACCUCCCCUUCAUCCGGCGUCUCGAGGUGUACAAGAACUGCAACCCCGGCCUGGCGCUGCGCGUAUAUCAGAUGACGUACACCAAUUCGUUCGAGGAGGACCGAUACCUCGCAACAAUGCAGCGGGAGGCGGACGCGUUCCACAAGCUCAUUGAGGACCGCGCGGGAAUGGUCAUUCCCAUCUUCAACAAUGACCCCCGAGCACCGAUGCGAGACAGUGUCGUGCGCUCCCGGACGACGUACUCUACGCGCAAUGCUGGAGGUGGGGAGGCUGCACAGGAGUCUCGGAUCGUUGUCGAUAUCCGCGAGCUGGGCGCCCUCCUGCCGUCACUUAUCGACGCCGCGGGCAUUAUCGUGGUUCCUGCCACACUCAGCGUUGGUGACUACAUCCUCACACCCAAGAUGUGUGUCGAGCGCAAGGCAUUGCCCGAUCUGGAGCAGAGUCUCGCGAACGGCCGACUCCAUACCCAGUGCGAGGCGAUGAGCGCGCACUACGAAAUUUGCAUCCUGCUGAUCGAGUUCGAGGAGGGCAAGUUCGGUAUUCGGACAAAGGAGGACGCGCGACGCGAGUCCGCUGGACGAGGAACGACAGAAGUCGAUGGAUGGCAGGACACCUUCUACCUGCAAUCGAAGCUCGUGCUGUUGGCAUUACACUUCCCACGACUGCGGAUCAUUUGGUCGUCGUCGCCACACGAGUCGGUUAAAAUUCUUUCAGACCUGAAGCUCAACCAUGAUGAGCCGGAUGAGGAAACGGCUAUCCUGAAAGGUUCGACAGCGGACGAUCCUGACGGACUGACCCCCCACGUCGAGAACGCCGCUGCAGUCGAGAUGCUGCGGGCGAUUCCGGGCGUGUCUGGUCACAACUUGCGGCAUGUUAUGGCGAGCGUCAACACUAUCCGCGAGUUGGUCGACCUAAGCGCGGACGAUCUGAAGCGCAUUCUUGGCGACGAGAACGGUGCCAAAGCUUAUGGCUUUCUACACCAGGAUGGGCGGAGGCAGUAG